Molecule: messenger RNA, 2677 nt
Organism: Bombyx mandarina (wild silkworm)
Lineage: Eukaryota; Metazoa; Arthropoda; Insecta; Lepidoptera; Bombycidae
Source: RefSeq, a predicted model, not a curated record
AUAUCCCUACCGAACCCUAAACUGCUGACACCCUCGAACCGCUGACUAGACGGUCCGAGGUAGAGACUUGAUAGGAGACCGGAGAACGGUCAGUAGUCAGUGAACUGUGUUAGAGUACGGGUGCGGCUGCCGGGAUUACUCUGAGUGUCAUUAUCCAUAUUAUUCAAUAUCCAAUAAAUAGUUGUGUCCUAAGAAUUUUCCUUUUUUAAAACGACCUCAGAGAGAAUUCCCAUAACAGAUUGGUGGCAGCGGUGGGAUCCGAAAAUCGCCAGUUCGCGCAUCCCAAAAACAUAAAAACUGAAACUUUAUAAACUGUGCCGUGCCCGGUGAAAAGUGAACAAAACUUCAAGUGCUAACAGUUCAUCAAAUCCACUCGAAGAAGAAAAUCUAAUUCAAAGAAGAAGACCACAAUCUCAACAUCCAAAUCCAAGAACGCCCAAACUUUAGUGCAGAAAUUUGAAUAUCCAUCUGCAAAUAAAAAUCAUCGAAAUACGACAUCCACGUCCAGACGUCGCCUUAUCGGUCCGGAAUGCACCGAGUUGCAGUUUUGAGCUGCGUUAUCUUAAACCUCAUGUCAGCUAAGAGUCAAAUCCAACAAGAAUUUGUACAACAAAUCAAUGCAAGCUCCGGACUAUAUUUGGACAGUUUGGGUCAAAUCAAAAUAUCCAGCGGCCAACUUAAUAUACUUAUACCAUUAGAUAUAUCACAUUUCAAACCAUACUUAGAAAAUAUCGAAAAUGCUAUCAAUAAAGCACGAGCGCUGUGUCUCGAGACUAACGUCAUAGAAAAUUUGGAAUGUCAUAGUAUAACUCAACCCUUAGUAAUACGAUAUCACGAUAUUAUCCGUCAAUUCACAUCCAUAUCUGAGUUGUUAGAUACUAAAGCAAAACGUAGUGCUUGGUUCGGAGGAGUCGGGACAGUAAUUAAACACAUAUUCGGAAACUUGGACGAGACCGAUGGCCUUAGAUACGAUGAAGCAAUUGAUGCAAUACAAUAUGAUCAAAACAAAGUAGCUACAUUAAUUAAGGAAAAUGUUAUGGUUACUACUUCAGUCAUCUCGUCGUACAAUAAAACAAUUAAUAAUAUUAAAAUUAAUGAAGCUAAUUUGAACACCGCUAUUAAUAAUUUGUCAGAACAUGUUAAGAAUAUUUCUAGUGCAUCUAACGAAUUGUAUAUCCUAUCAUCCGCUAACCAAGUCAUACAUUAUUUAGAAACCAAUAUUCUUGCCAUAUCUUUUCAACUCGAAGACAUAAUAAAUGCUAUCUUAUUCAGCAGUCAAAAUAUACUUCAUCCUUCAAUAAUAACACCACGACAAUUGUUCCAUGAACUCGCCAACAAUGUUCGACUCUUGGAUGAUGAUAAACAAUUCCCCGUACCUUUAGAGAUAAGCUCGAUGCACGUUAUUAUGAAUGUUUCUAAUGUAGUUAGUUAUUUUAGUAAGAAUAGAAUAAUUUUUGUCUUAAGAAUUCCUUUAGUAUGUCCUAUUGUGUAUAAUUUAUAUCAUGCUUUAGCAUUACCAACGCCACAUGAGGCUCAAAAUCCAAGAAUGUAUUCUAUGUUAAUACCAAGUAGCAAAUAUAUAGCAAUGACCAGAGACAAAACACGUUACUGCACUUUGGACGACCUAAAUGUAUGUAAAAUAUUGCAUACCGAACUUUACAUCUGUGACAUAGUGACCAUAUAUCCGACGAGCAUCAACCCUAGCUGUGAAGUGGAACUGAUGAUAAAAGUGACCAGUGAUUUACCAGUGCAGUGCAAUAACAAAUUCAUUUACGGAAGUGUUAAUGUUUGGCAAACGAUUUCUAAUAACCGAUGGAUCUUCGUGCAAUCCAAUCUAACUAAAGUAAGCGUUGAUUGUCCCAAAUCUGAAUUGUAUGAAUUUAACAUCAUAGGAACUGGUAUAUUAAACAUCCCUCACGGAUGUACCGGUUAUACUAAGGACAUUAAGUUUAUAUCUAAAUAUGUUAAUAACAUAACAAUUACAGAAUAUACUUUAGAUUUUAACAUAAAUAAUAAGUCAUGUUGUAAUACUAAUAAGAUUAAGAACUUUAUAGAUAGUGUAUCCCCUACUCCUGUGGUUUUAAAGAACAUUGAUUUAGAUGACCUAUCCUUAAAAAAUAAUGAGAUGAUCCUCGAUUCCAUAUUAAGUGGUGCCGAUGACGUCAUUCAUACGCCACACAUAGUUAAGUACGGAAUACAUUACUCUACAGUGACUAUCCUUUUACUUAUAUGUCUAUUUAGUUAUUUAGCUUUUAAGUUGUAUGUAAAAUGUAAACCUGGCAGCACACCUAAAGAUAUAGAUCUUUUCAAACGCAUGAGAUUUAAAAGUAAGCCCGCUACUAUAGAAGAAGUUGAAUAUGCUGAUAUCCCUGAGGUAGCCCCAGCUUCUGUCAGACGUCACUUAUAAAAUAAACUUCGGACUCUUUCCCGAAGUUUAUUAAAUAUGGGGGGAACUGUUAUAUAUCCCUACCGAACCCUAAACUGCUGACACCCUCGAACCGCUGACUAGACGGUCCGAGGUAGAGACUUGAUAGGAGACCGGAGAACGGUCAGUAGUCAGUGAACUGUGUUAGAGUACGGGUGCGGCUGCCGGGAUUACUCUGAGUGUCAUUAUCCAUAUUAUUCAAUAUCCAAUAAAUAGUUGUGUCCUAAGAAUUUUCCUUUUUUAAAACGACCU